CGCACGGCCAGGUCGAGCGCGCCAGCCAUGUACCGGCAGUCUGGAGAGUCGAGCAUCCCGCUCAGCAACGUCAACUACCAGCAGGCCCCUGGUGGCCAGAACACGCCCGCCUUUGGCAGCGUCCACGAGAAGAACUAUGCUUCGCCCAAGCCCAAGCGUCGCGUGUGGCCCUGGAUCGUAGCCGCCAUCGUCGCCGUCAUCAUCAUCCUCGGAGCCGUCCUCGGCGGCGUCCUCGGCUCGCGCGCCGCCAACGACAACGACAACUCGAAGAGCAACGCCGCCCAGGACGGCGCCGCCCAGACCGGCAGCGGCGUCGCCAGUGCCGCCACGCGCACCAAGGGCUCGGGCAACCUCGCCAUCGUCCCGACUGCCACGGACCAGUUCGGCAACCCGAUGUACCCGUCGUCGACCGGCUCGGCCCGCAUCUCGUCGCCGACGACCGUCGCCAACUCGUCCCUGUCGUGCACGGCCGACGACGCUGGGUCCCUGUCGCUCACGAGCCCCAAGACGUCGCACCCGCUCCUCAUCGCGACCGAGAACAAGUGGGCGUGCCUGCCCGGCCUCAUCCAGUCGGACAGCUACCUGAGCUACUGGAACGACACCGUGUUCCGCAACGCGUCGCGCUUCUACGACAUGACGCCGACCAACUACUCGAUCGACGGCGGCCUCACGGGCUCGGGCGUCCUCGACGUCGCGCGCGAGGUCCAGCUCCGCAUCAAGCACUGGGCGUACGCCUACAAGCUGUCGAACGACACCAAGUGGGUCGACCGCACCUGGCAGGAGCUCGUCGUCGCCGCCGGCAACGACACGAACCAGUACUUUGGCGAGCAGGGCGACAACUGGAACUCGGGCCACUUCCUCGACGUCGCCGAGUUUACCGAGGCGUUCGCGAUCGCGUACGACUGGAUGUUUGACGCGUGGACGGCCGACCAGCGCAACGCGAUCGCGUGGAGCAUCAUCAACCUCGGCCUCCAGUACGGCCUCAACGCCUACACCGACACGAGCGUCGGGUACCGCUGGUGGACCACUGUCCGGGGCAACUGGAACUGCGUUUGCAACAAGGGCCUGACUAUGGGUGCCCUCGCCAUCAUCAACGAGUACCCGAACUCGCCUGCUCGCGAGCUCCUCACGUACACGGUCGACAACGCCAACGCCAUGUGCGCCUACGCCCCGAGCCCCGAGGGCACCUGGAGCGAGACGCCCAACUACUGGUACUUCGGCACCUACUCGCACGCCGAGAUGGCCGCGUCGCUCCUCACGGCGACGGGCUCGACCCAGGGCCUCCUGACGACCAACCCGGGCGUCAAGCUUACGAGCCUGUACCACAUGUACGUCGUCGGCCAGCAGGGCAUCUUCUCGUACGGCGACGCCGGCCCCAACAAGUACACGGCGACGGCCAACCACCUCAUGUUCUACGGCUCCCAGUUCGACGAGCCGCUCUACACCCUGUACCAGCGCGACCGCGGCGACGCGCCCGACCCGAUGUCGAUCCUGUACUACGACCCGCAGGUCUCGGGCCAGUUCUGGGACGGUCUCGCCCUCGACCGCCACUUCGACAACACGACCGACGGCUGGUUCUCGGCGCGCUCGAGCUGGACCGACAACGACGGCGCCUACAUCGCCAUGAAGGCCGGCUACCUCCAGGGCCACCAGACGCACGGCGACCUCGACGCCGGCACGUUCGUCCUCGACGCCAUGGGCCACCGGUGGGCUGGCGAGCUCGGAUCCGGCGACUACCUCUCGCAGGGCUACUUCUCGAGCGAGGCGCAGAACUCGCCUCGUUGGCUGUACUACCGCAAGCGCACCGAGGGCCAGAACACGCUCAUGAUCGGCGAUGAGGACCAGAACGUCGACGGGCGCCCGACGACCGCGUUCGGCUCGUCGAACGAGGCCCAGGACGCGCUCGACUACAAGGUCGCCAACGGCUCGACCGCCUUCUUCACGGCCGACCUCACGCCCAUGUACAACUCGACGAGCAGCGCCAACCGCGCCAUCCGCUUCGUCAACGGCCGCAAGCAGGUCCUCCUUCGCGACGAGGUGACGACGACCGCCGCCGUCCAGUGGCGCAUGCACACGAACGCGACCGUCGCCCUGUCCAACUCGGACCGCACGGCGACGCUCACGAUCGGCGACGAGACGCUCGUCGCGACCCUGCGCUCGCCGUCGGGCGCCACGUUCGGCACCGAGGACGCGCAGCGCAUGCCGUCGGACCCGACGACGACCAUGUACGACGGCGCGACCGUCACCAUGUCGGAGGACCAGCCCAACCCGGGCGUGACGGUCCUCACCAUCGACGUCGCCGCCGGCACCAACACGAUCGAGGUCUUGUUCAACCCGCAGUGGAGCGGCUGGAGCGAGAGCGACUUUGUCAACCCGCCCGACGUCGCCAUCGCCGACUGGAGCGUCACGAGCCACAACUAGACGGCCGGUCGCACGGCUCGUCUCGUCCUUUCCUUCUCUCCCCCUCACGAUACCUCCCUCCCUUUCCCUUCCCGUCACGACCCUCCCGCACCACGAGCACACCCAUCUUUCCCGCUUUCACCCGCCUGUCUAGCCACGCCAUGUUGCAUGCUUUCCCUCCCUCGCCCCCUCAUCCAGCUUAGCGCCCUCCUCACCCUCCCUCGCUCGCCUAUACCUCCCUCGCCUCUCUCUCUUUCUCCCUUCAUUAGGACAGACACUCGUGCACAGAUCGUUCUCUCUUCCUC
Rhodotorula graminis WP1 is the source of this 2705-nucleotide messenger RNA. RefSeq lists its product as uncharacterized. The transcript is spliced from 10 exons. Gene Ontology annotation, molecular function: lyase activity. The record is from RefSeq and is a predicted model, not a curated record. Lineage: Eukaryota; Fungi; Basidiomycota; Microbotryomycetes; Sporidiobolales; Sporidiobolaceae. The coding region runs from base 28 to 2421 and encodes 797 amino acids.